CUGUUAAAUACCUAUACCGAGGCUCAUCUGUGCGAUAAAGAAAAGUUGAUAUCUCUGUUGAAAUUAGAAAAAGAUCACGCUAAUUUAUGUGUAUAAUAAGAGUCCAUUUAAGAUGUCACGUUAGCAUGUUGCACAGAGAGCAUAUACGAGUUUCAUCUAAUAAAAGAUAUUAUUAUCAUUGUUCAAAUCGAUUGUAAGUUUUGAUAAUUUCAGUGUCUCAAGUAUUUUCUAUUGAUAAUUGUGAAUGAUUAACGAUAAAAUCCAGAUAAAGAAAGAAAGAAAUCAAUAACUAUAUACAUACACGUAGGAGGCUAAAAAAAAGUAAAUAACUUUUUCGGCGGUAAACACAGUUAGAUAAAAGAUGUACGUGAGCCUAUUUGUUUAAAUGUGUGUGAUUGGAAUUAAUAUAAUCAGGAAUUUGUGCAAUCAAAUUUUCUUUUUGUGAUGUUCCCCCACUCUAAUGCGCUCACUUAUAGUUCGUUGAUAGAAACAGCAAAGCACAACAGAGAGAGAGCAACAGAAUAUAAUAGUGUAGAACUUGGUCUGGCACGAUCCAGCACAGUCGGCACGGACACACAUCAAGUGGAGGGCUGGUACCUGCCUAAGUAACCAUUAAUUCAUACACUUUUUACCAUUUAAAAAAAUAACUUACAAUAAAACAUUAUGUUAAAUACAUGAUGUUAUUAAAUAAUUGAAGAAAAAAAUGUACAUACCAUAUGCCAUAAUUGGUCAUAUUGUAUAUACAACAUAGUGCAAGUAGUAUCAUUAUUGAAAUUCAUACACGGGGUUAGCGCUCUAAGUCUUAAAGAUGACCAUAAUUGUCUUUCUCAUCGACACUUCAGCCUCCAUGAAUCAGAGGGCAUAUUUAGGAGGACGCCCGACUCUUCUUGACGUUGCUAAGAGCGCAGUUGAGACUUUUGUUAAGGUGAGACAGAGGUCACCAGAAAGUCGUGGAGACAGAUAUAUGCUGUUGACUUUUGAGGAUCCUCCUCAAAAUAUAAAAGCAGGAUGGAAAGAAAAUCUUGCUACAUUUAUGAAUGAAUUAAAAAACCUUCAAUGUGUUGGUUUAACUACUUUAGGAGCUGCUUUGAAACAUGCUCUAGAUGUUUUAAAUAUUAAUCGAAUGCAAACGGGUAUUGAUACUUAUGGACAAGGAAGAUGUCCAUUUUAUUUAGAACCGUCAGUCAUUGUUCUAAUUACUGAUGGAGGAAAGUAUACGACAACUCUUGGAGUUCAACAAGAGUUUACUCUACCUAUGCAUUCACCAAUUCCUGGUUCUGAACUGACCAAAGAACCAUUUAGAUGGGAUCAAAGAUUAUUUUCACUUGUUCUGAGGCUUUCAGGAACACCUGCAGUUGACAGAGAUACUGGUUUGGUAGCUAGUGAUGCUUCGCCAAUAGAUGCUAUGUGCGAAGUUACUGGAGGUCGUUCCUACUGCAUCACAUCACAUAGAAUGAUGAUGCAAUGUAUAGAUUCAUUGGUACAAAAAGUUCAAUCAGGUGUAGUAAUAAAUUUCGAAAAAAUAGGCCCAGAUCCACCACCGUUGCCAAAUGAAAUAAUUCCUCAACAGCAACAAACUCAAUCUCAGCAACCAAUGCAACAACAAUCAACGGUUCAACAGGAGGAUGAAGAUAAUGAUGAUGAAAAUUCAUCAACUACAGCGAAUGGAGUAAAAUCGCAAUAUUUACCAACGCCAACAAUUGUAGGAAAUACUGCAUGGCAUUCAUGUAGAAGACUCAUCUAUGUUCCACGUUCAGCUCAAAAAGGUUUUGCUGUUGGUUUUUGGCCGAUACCUGAAAGUUUUUGGCCAGAUUUAAGUGCAAGCUCUCUACCACCAAGAUCGGCACAUCCAAAUGUCAAGUUUACUUGCACAAGUCAAGAACCAAUGGUGAUAGAAAAUCUUCCUUUCGAUAAAUACGAAUUAGAACCAAGUCCUUUAACACAAUAUAUAUUGGCUAGAAAACAGCCAACCACUUGUUGGCAGGUUUUCGUAGCAAAUUCUUACAAAUCUAGUGAUGUUGGUCAUCCCUUUGGAUAUUUAAAAGCUAGUACAAAUCUUACUUGUGUUAAUUUGUUUGUAAUGCCUUAUAACUAUCCUGUGUUAUUACCUUUAUUAGAAGAACUCUUUAAAGUUUCGAGAUUGAAACCGACUAAUGAAUGGAGAGCUCAAUUUCAAAAUUAUAUGAGAACUAUGCCAACUUAUUACGCAGCUUCAUUGAGAAGAGCUUUAACGAGAAUGGGAGCACCUGCACCUUUAGCUCAAACUCUUAUACCAGAUAGUAUGGACAAUUCUCUAUCUUACAGUGUAUUAAAUUAUCUAAAACGAUUAAAAAAUCAAGCUAAAAUAGAAUUUGAUCGUUUAUGUAAUGAAGUUAUUUCAAAGCAAGUUGCAAAUGCUCAUGCUAAUAAAUUCUUGGUUAAUGGAACAACAUCAGUAACAGAAGGGGUUCGUGUUAUUCCAAGAAGUCCUUUGAAAAAAGAUUUAGUUUCACAUCCAUUACUUCAGGACAAAUUUACUGGACUUCGUGAUCAAUUGAAUGAAUUUGGUGGUUUUGUUGUUGGUCUUGUAAGAAAUCAACAACAACAGCGUGGCGCACACAGUUAUAGAAAUGCUUUUGAUGUACCAAGAAAAAGUUUAUUGGAUCAAGUUGUUAGAAUGAGAGCGAAUUUUCUACAACCUGGACUGGUACAUACCAAGUUAUUGGAUGAUGAUUUUGUGCAUUCUAUGCCUGUAGCACAAAUGGGUAAUUAUCAAGAGUAUCUAAAACGAAUGACGCCGCCUUUAAGAGAAAUCGAAAGUACACCAGUACGACAACACAUGUUUGGGAAUCCAUUUAAAAUUGAUAAGAGAAUGAUGGUGGAUGAAGCUGAUAUGGAUAUAGUAUCAUCAUCAUCAUCGUCGAAUAAUUCUUCACAAAAUGCAUCUGGGAAUUCAUCAAUUUUAUCACCAUCUUCACCAAAUUUAUCUGGUUCUUCUAUACCAUCAGGAGCUUUAUCACCAACAUUGGGGUCAAAAGGAGGUCUAAAGCGUCCUUUAGAGAGUAAUGGCAAUUCAAAUUCAAUCAUUAACAGACCUCCUUUUAAUAAAAGAAAACCGGGUCCAAUUCCCAAAGACUUCACAGUUAGGAGACCUCAAUACUCGUCUAGAUCACCAUCUCCAUCACCGUUACCGUGGUCUUCUUUUGAACCAAAAUCUCCACUAUCUGCGAUGGAAUUGGCACCUGAAUUCCCUGGUUCUCCAGUGCCAGUUAUUCCUCCUAUGUUUAAUUUAACACCAGCAUCAACUGAUAAAUUAACUAAUGGUAUCGCUGAAAUGCCAACUAUUUCAACGCUUGAGUUACCUUCUGAAGUGAUAGAAAAUCAUUCUGAACCUCCUACUUUAAUGCCAAUGGUGCCGAAUAAUGUUCAAUCUAAAGUCGAAGUCAAACAUGGAAAUAUUGAUGUAAAAGUAGAACCUGAAAGCACUGAUGACAUUAAUGAUGAUAAUAUGAAUAGUUUUAAUGUUGAAAGUAAACAUGAAGGAAUAAGUAAUCAAGCUGAUGAAAAAGUUGAGAUUAAAGUAGAGAAAGUUAAACCAUUUACGAAAGCAGAAUUGGAAGAAAUUAAAAAACAUAAUUUAUCAAUCAGAAAUUUAAUACAUAAAGAAGUGAGGAAAAGAGGAAAUAAUUAUACAACUUUAUUUUCACAUAUUAAUCAAGUUAAGGGUACUUUAGACAUUCGAAUCGCCUUUGUACGUGAUAUUGUUAAAGAAUCAUUGCGAUUUAAACGACGAAAUUUAGCUAAACUUUUAGAAGAAUAUUUGUGUACAGUUCAGGAAGAUGGAUGGAUAGUUAAUAACUGUAAAAUUAAUCACAAUGGUGCGACGAAAAUGAAUUAAAGAAUUUUUUAAAGACUCGUUAUUAAGAUAAAAAAAAAUGGAGGAAAAUUAUUAAUUAUUUUUUUAAAAAUUCAAUUUAAUGUUUAAUAAGUAAAACAAAAAUAAAUAAUUUAUGAAUACAUUAUUAUUUUUAUGUUCUGUAUUGAUUGUAAAACAUACAUUUGGGCUAUAUUAAAUAAUUUUGUUUAAUUUAAAAGUAAUUAAAAGACAUAUUGAUGAUAUAUUAAAACAAAUUUUAAUUUA
This is a messenger RNA of Chelonus insularis, 4120 nucleotides long. It is a transcript of the gene IntS6, whose product is annotated as integrator complex subunit 6. The transcript has 4 exons. Gene Ontology annotation, cellular component: integrator complex. The record is from RefSeq and is a predicted model, not a curated record. Bases 809 to 3877 code for a protein of 1022 amino acids. Gene Ontology annotation, biological process: snRNA 3'-end processing. NCBI's taxonomy places the organism in Eukaryota, Metazoa, Arthropoda, Insecta, Hymenoptera, Braconidae.